CCCGCCCCCCAACAAGGUCAGUGUUCCUCUCCAUUCGGCGCUCGGUUCCCCCGGGGCAGUGACUCAAGCCCACACUGGGAUCCUUCGUGCACUUCAAACCACCGAGUAGGCAACGCGCAAAUAUAAACAGCUUUUCAGCAUGGCUGAAUCUGGAUCUCCAAGCUUGGUGUGUGACCAUCCAUCACCUCAGCCAAGUGCACCAUGUGCCAUCCUGCAGCUGUGUGGAAAAUGUGGGAGUCAGUCGACUGCCACACAUCAUUACCAGAAGGGGGAAUCUGUUGUCAUUGCACCAGGAUAUACCUUGUCUCGGACCAAGAGUAACAUUAGUGUCUCCCUGUGUGAUGAAUUCUUCAAUCGACCCAAGCUUGUCAAGAAAUAUGUUUCAAGGCCUGCACCAGAGAAGGAUACGGAGCAGCUGGUCACAGACCUGCAGCAGCAGAUCACUCAGCUCGUCCAGUUACUGGAACAGGAGAGUCACAAGCAAAUGACCGUAGAGAGAAAGUUUCAGAAUGAGAACAAGGAGGUAAAGUUGUUGUUGGAGAAGAAGCAUGAAGAACACAUGAGUGAAAUCACAGCCAUCCAUGCUCUUGAAAUCAAGGUGAUGAAUGAGAAAUUUGAAAAGGCGAUGGUGGAGAUCAAGAUGGAUGCAGAGAAGCAGUAUGCUGAGCUAAAGGGACAACUUAAUAAUGCACAGGCUGCAUUUAUGUCUUAUAAGGAAUCCAUCAUUGAAGAAAUGAACGAAAACUGGUCACAGAGAGAAGCUGAAAUGAACAAGCAAUUUGAAGCAGACAAGAGAAUGGAGCUUAGCCUGCAGGAGAACACCUUGAAAGAGAAAUGUGACCUAGAGAAAAAAUUAAUUGAGCAGCAAUUCCAAGAACAGAUUACUUCCAUGCUUGAGGAGCACAAAACUGAAAUGGAGGAAGCUGCUAGCAAGUACAAUGCCAUUUCUGGCACACUCGAUGAGCUGACAAAAUCAAGGCAGGAGAUCCAGAAUCUGCAGCAGCAACUGGAAAACAAGACAGAAGAGCUACUGCAUCAGACUGAACAUCUCAGCCAUGUCAUGGGACGACUACAGUCAAUGGAAGCUAAGCUGACUGAAUAUGAAGGACUCUACAAGGCAGAAAUAGGCACUCUGCAGGGGAAAUAUUUGCGUUCCAUAGAAGCUUUAGAAAAUCAAAACAUGGAUCUGAAGCAAUUGUUUGCUCACAAAGCUGAAGAGUUAUGUGCCCUGAAGGCCAAAAUAGAGGAGCAAGAGAGAAAACAGAGGCUUAAAAUGAAAGCAAGUCUCCAGGUCACUUUACAAGAACAAAACAAGGUCAAUGCAAGUGAUACAGAUGAUAAAUUGCAGCCAGAAUCUCCUCUGGCUCCUCAAACAGAUGGGAGCAACCCACAAGGCUAGCACUUGUCCAUCUGCAUCAUGGUCAAAGGAGCUGAGUAUAAGAUUUGUAUGUACAGAGCAAAGAUCAGCAACUACACUCCAUGGUACAUUUUUGCUUGGUUCAAAUGUACAA
Messenger RNA from Pristis pectinata (smalltooth sawfish), 1511 nucleotides. RefSeq names its product flagellum-associated coiled-coil domain-containing protein 1-like. NCBI's taxonomy places the organism in Eukaryota, Metazoa, Chordata, Chondrichthyes, Rhinopristiformes, Pristidae. The transcript has 15 exons. Gene Ontology annotation, cellular component: cytoplasm. The record is from RefSeq and is a predicted model, not a curated record. Bases 140 to 1399 code for a protein of 419 amino acids.